Molecule: messenger RNA, 1890 nt
Organism: Hyaloperonospora brassicae
Lineage: Eukaryota; Oomycota; Peronosporomycetes; Peronosporales; Peronosporaceae
Source: the annotation of a GenBank genome assembly
AUGACCCGCGUCCGCGCGUGGACGCGCCCGGCCGAGUUCCUCGUAUACGUCGUGCCCGUGGGCGACGACGUGCCGCCGCCGGAGCUGGCGUCGUACAUGCGUCUCUUACAGAGGCAUUGCGUGCUCCCGCUGCGCAGCCUCACGCGCCCCGGGGGCUACGCCGCCGAGCUCUCGCCGUUCCGCGGCUUGUCAUGGACUGGCUCGGGGUCGCUGCGCUUUCGCUUCGUGUCAGUCGCGGCGGAACGCAUUGACAUGUGCAAUGGAGAGGACGUGCACGCGAGUCACCGUGUCAUGGGCGUGCUGGGGCUGUGCCACUGCCCGUCGCUGGCCCAAAGCACGGGGCUCCAGGCCGCGUACGUGCAGUUCCAAGCAUCCGUGCGACGGUUUCCCGCGCUACUUGUGCACAAACUCUUUGCGUUCGAGCACACUUUCGAAGACCUGCGGGCCGUGCAAGAGUACGAACGGCUGGACGACCUCGUGAUGUUCCCAAUGGACCACGAACUGCAAGGCACGGGCGAGUCCACCGUGAGUCUGCACUUGCAGGUUGUGAUGAACACACUCGCGGUGCACAUCGUCAUGUCGCUCGAGAGCGCGAUUCGAUCGGUAACGUCGUCGUUGGCAGUGGCCAGCAACUUGACGUUGACGACAGAUUUGGAUUCAGCAGGCCGAGAAGAUCUUGCUAGUGUUUUGUUGGACGUCCGCGUUGAGCCACAAGUGACACACGACGCUCAGUGUUCUCCACUGGUGCUGUCUAGAGAUGAACGAAACGAGGGUGACUCGUUUCACGCAGUUUCGACUUCGGACACUCGCUUGUCGGGAUCAUUGUUUUCGUCUCCUUCCGCUCUAUCACCGCUGGGCGCUGGCACGGCGGCGUUGAAGCCGACGCGCUAUACUUCACGACGAAAGCGACAGGAUGCUCGUAGAGAAAAGCUUUUGGGGGAUUACAAUGUCCUGGUGAGCUGCAUCUCGGGUGCAAUGCACCACUAUGUAAUAGCGAUCGAGAUGCUGCGCGAAGAAGAGCGGCACAGUGGUGGUUCUCCGGGAGAUGCUUUGUGGCUUGCCGCUGCGCUGGAGGGAUACGUAUAUUGCUUGUACACUGAAUCACAGGACAAGUUCUCUGCUGAACUUGUGGAGAAAGCAUCAGAGGCCGUUGCAUUUUACGCAAACGCAGGCACGACUGAGCUUGAGAGUCUGUUUAUUGAGAAUCUUGGGUGGUACUACACAAGUGUGGCUAUGUCAACCAGCAUGUCAAUGACAGGGGAAGCAAAAAUGCUCGAAAGUGUGUGGGUAAAGCGUUUGCUCUGGGACGUGUUGGAAAGAGGGAUGUCAUUGUUUCCAGACUUGCAGUCCCAGCGCCAAGUCGAGUUUUUAAUACAAACGAGUCGCAUGCUGGAGACAGCGGGCCAUCAUCGACGUGUCGCGCUCUUUCUCCACGAAGCUGCAUCUCUUUUGCUAGCCCGCAACGCAGACGCGCAAUCGCUUUCACCUACCAGCGCGACAAAAAGACCGCAGUGGCGUAGAGACUUAGAGGCUGCUCUCGUUUUGGAACGAAUGGCAGCGGAGCAGUUGGGCGUUCAGGAUUUGGGUAUCCGAAAAGGCGAGUUUCUGCCAUGGGAAUUCACGUCACAGUAUCGGAAGAAGUGGAAGAAAAGCAUGUCUGCAACAGAUGGAUCGACGAAUAUUCCAGACAACGCAUGGCUGGUCAUUCGUUUCCACGUGCUUCGGCAACUCUUGACCAUCGCAAAGAUGUUGGGCAACGCACUUCUUGUCGGAACAUAUUGCCUCCAGCUGUUAGAAAUGCUAGUGUGCAACCCGCUGCUUCGCUUCGUAAUCGACGUCAAGUCGUGGAACGGGUUACAGCUGACCUUCACUCCAAAAGCGGCCUUUUAG